Molecule: messenger RNA, 5554 nt
Organism: Oppia nitens
Lineage: Eukaryota; Metazoa; Arthropoda; Arachnida; Sarcoptiformes; Oppiidae
Product: chromodomain-helicase-DNA-binding protein 4-like
Exons: 6
Coding region: 225-5423 (1732 amino acids)
Biological process (GO): chromatin remodeling; negative regulation of transcription by RNA polymerase II
Cellular component (GO): chromatin; nucleus
Molecular function (GO): ATP binding; DNA binding; ATP-dependent chromatin remodeler activity
Source: RefSeq, a predicted model, not a curated record
CGACACGAGUGGCGCUUAAGUAGUCAUCAAACGAUCAGACGAUUGGUUUGUCUGUUUAGUGGCGGUGAGUGAGUGAGUGAGUGAGUGAGUGAGUGAAUGAAUGAACAGUGACUUCACUAUUGAGUGUGUAAUGAAUGAUAGAGAGAGUGUGUGUGUCUGUGAGUGAGUGAGUGUUUAGUGACAACAAUAGACACAACAAACACAACAAUAACAACAACGACAAGAUGUCGGACAGCGAAGACAAUGGCAGUCAAGACGAAGAUAGUCGGCCACAGAAAUCGGUUCCACCGCUUAAAAUCAAAUUACCGGUUCGCGAAUCAGGUCGACCGAAACGUAAUGUUCGCCAAAGGAAGCCAUCGCAAGAUUUGGCCGACGAUAUUACCGACAACGAUGAUGACGACGAUGACAUUGCAAUGACUAAGACAAAGAAUUCGUCGUCGCGAUCGACAAAAAGCCGACAAUCGGCGGCCAAAGAGUCGGCCGCUGCCGCCGCCUCUACAUCUUCAGCUGAUCCACCGUCGAGACGAUCGGAGCGGAUAUUUUUGUCGGCAACCAAAAAGAAUACGGUCGACAAAGACACGGAUGACGACGAUUUUGAAGACGCGGACGAUACAGUUGCCGACGAUAACAGCACCGCCAUUGAGCACAAAGAUUAUUGUCAGACCUGUAGACAGGGCGGCGAACUUAUUCUCUGCGAUUACUGUCCCCGAGCUUACCAUAAGGUGUGCGUCGACGACGAUAUGACAGAUGUUCCGGAAGAUUGGUUGUGUCCGCACUGCGAGAAGAACGGCAAACCGGAAAAACCGGAGACAUCGACCAAAUCUAAACGUAAGGUCAACACCAGCGCAGUCGACACGAAGAAAAGUAGUUCCAAAAAGCCAAUGGCCAAGAGUUCGGCGCCAAUUGAAAACCAUGACUACUGCGAAAUUUGUAACCAAUGCGGCGAACUAUUGCUUUGCGAUACCUGUCCGCGAGCCUAUCAUUUGGUUUGUAUGGAUCCCGACAUGAAGGCCGUGCCUACCGGUGUCUGGAGUUGUCCGCAUUGCGAAGAGUACGGAUUUGAAACCAACGAUUCGCCGCCACCCGAACCACAGGAAAAGGCUGAAAAAAUCUUAUGUAAAGGCUGUCGACAACCGGGUGAUGACAUAAUAUUUUGCCGCACGUGUCCCACCAGAUAUCAUCCGCGGUGUAUGAAUCCACCAAUUGAUCCAUCAGACAUACCGGACGAAUGGCAGUGCGCGCCGUGCAGUGCCGAACCAUUAGAGGGAAAAGUCCAGCGUAUAAUCACUUGGCGAUGGAAAGUGAAUCCUGAAUCUGAAGAUAAAGAGGUUAAACCUAAGAAGAAAGAGAAGCGCGAACGAGAGUUUUUUGUCAAAUGGAAGGAUCAGUCAUAUUGGCACUGUUCGUGGGUAUCGGAGCUUCAGAUAAUGGUGUUUCACUCGCUUAUGUAUAGAUCAUAUUCAACCAAAAACGACAUGAAUUAUCCGCCGCCAUUCGAGGAAGGCUAUCGCGAUCCGGGACCAGUGGCGAAUCUGGCCGCUCCAUCAUCCGAUGGGACCACCGAGGAAGGAGAACCGACAGCGGCUACAGGUAUGCGAAGACGGCGCAACCGGUAUUCAAAUAACGACGAAAGUUUGGUCAACAAUUAUCUGCGUUACGGUAUUCGUCCCGAUUGGCUACAAAUACAUCGGGUGCUAAAUCACCGAAAGACACGCGGAAAGAUUCACUAUACGAUAAAGUGGCGCGAAUUGCCGUACGAAGAUUGUACCGUCGAGUUUGAACCCGAUCAUUGUCCGUUCGAUAUACCCGAUUACGCCAAGAAAGUGCAAGACUAUUGGAAUCUUCGCAAUUUGGUCGAAGAUGAAGCCAAAGCUGAGAAGAAGACCAGAGAUAAGGAAGAAAAACGAAAGGGAAAAGAUAAGGACAAGAAAGAGAAGAAGAGCAAGAAAUCAGAUCCGAAGAAAAAGUGGGAGAAACAGCCCGAAUGGAUACCCGAACCGUUAGAACUUCACGAAUAUCAAAUGGAUGGUAUUAAUUGGCUCCGGUAUUCGUGGGCUAACCAAACGGAUACCAUUCUAGCCGACGAAAUGGGUUUGGGAAAGACUAUCCAAACUAUUGUCUUUCUCUACUCGCUAUACAAAGAGGGCCACACAAGAGGUCCUUUUCUGAUAACAGCACCGCUUUCGACAAUCAUCAACUGGGAACGUGAACUGGAAGACUGGGCGCCCGAUUUCUAUGUUGUCAACUAUACCGGCUUAAAGGACAGUCGUAUCGUAAUCCGCGAAAACGAGCUCAGCUUUGAUUCCGACGCUGUCCGCAGUGUUACCAAAGCGACUAAACUUCGCAAACACGUAACCGUCAAGUUUAACGUAUUGUUGACCUCAUACGAGCUAAUCAAUAUGGAUUCGGCACUAUUGGGAUCAAUUGACUGGAAGGUAUUGGUGGUGGACGAAGCUCAUCGAUUGAAGAGUUCUGGUUCGCUGUUUUUUCGUACAUUAAACUCCUAUCACGUCGAACACAAACUAUUGUUAACGGGAACACCGUUGCAGAACAAUCUGGAAGAGCUGUUCAAUUUGUUGAAUUUCUUGAGUCCCGACAGGUUUUGCGAUAUGGAGGGCUUUCUCAACGAGUUUGCCGAGAUUGCCAAAGAGGAACAGGUGAAGAAGCUGCACGACCUGCUCGGACCACAUUUGUUGCGUCGACUUAAGGCCGACGUACUCAAGAAUAUGCCGUCGAAGAGCGAGUUUUUGGUUCGCGUCGAUUUGGCACCGCUUCAGAAAAAAUAUUAUAAAUUUAUAUUAACCCGAAAUUUCGACGCAUUAAACAUUAAAGGCGGCGGAAAACAAGUGUCACUUUUGAAUAUAGUGAUGGAUCUGAAAAAGUGUUGCAAUCAUCCCUAUCUGUUCCCAACGGCUGCAACGGAGGCGCCCAAAACCCGAAACGGUUGGUAUGAAGGAUCGGCGCUGACCAAGGCGUGCGGUAAACUAGUAUUAUUGCAGAAAAUGAUGAGAAAACUAAAAGACGAGGGCCAUCGUGUCCUCAUAUUCUCUCAAAUGACACAAAUGUUGGAUCUGUUAGAAGACUUUUGCGAAUACGAACAAUACAAAUACGAACGCAUCGAUGGCUCGAUUACCGGUACCAUCAGACAGGAUGCCAUCGAUCGAUUUAACGCUCCCGGAGCCCAACAAUUUGUAUUUUUAUUGUCCACACGUGCCGGCGGUUUGGGCAUCAAUUUGGCCACUGCCGACACUGUUGUUAUCUAUGAUUCCGAUUGGAAUCCUCACAAUGAUAUCCAGGCGUUCAGUCGCGCCCAUCGUCUCGGUCAGGCCAACAAAGUGAUGAUCUAUCGGUUUGUUACCCGCGGUUCUGUUGAGGAAAGGAUACAACAGGUUGCCAAGAAAAAGAUGAUGUUAACACAUUUGGUGGUCAGACCCGGUCUCGGUAGCAGCAAAAACCAGGCUGCAAUGUCCAAACAAGAAUUGGAUGACAUUCUCAAGUUUGGUACCGAAGAACUUUUUAAAGAAGAAGAAGGCAAAGAAGACACUGCCAUUCAUUAUGAUGACAAAGCUAUUGAAGGUUUGCUCGACCGAACUCAAGAGGGUAUUGAACAAAAGGAGAUGUGGGCCAAUGAAUAUCUGAGUUCAUUUAAAGUGGCCAACUAUGCCACCAAAGAGGCCGAAGAAGUGGAGGAAGAGGUGAAACCGCAGUCAUCGGAAGAGCCCGAUCCGCAAUACUGGGAAAAACUGUUGGGCGCUCACUAUAUUCAACAUCAGGAGAACAUUCAGAGAACCCUCGGUAAAGGCAAACGUGUCCGCAAACAAGUGAACUAUAGUAUUAGCGCCGAACAAAAUGAAUACGCAAACAACGAAUCGUCGUCCAGUUCUGAUUACUCUAUGGGAUCGGAUCUUAGCUCUAAUGACGAAGAUUUUGACCUGAAAGCCGAAGAAGGUCAACGAACCAGUAGACGACACAAACAUGGAAAAGAAAAAAUGCCACCACUUGUGGCUGUCAUCGGUGGUAACACUGAGGUCUUAGGAUUUACAGCCAAACACCGCAAAUCGUUCUUAGAUGUGGUCAUGAGAUUUGGUUUGCCUCCGCAGGAGCAGAACAUUACCGAAUCUCAAUGGUAUAUUCGUGACCUGAAAGGCAAAUCGGAGAAACAUUUGCGCGCCUAUACCUCGCUGUUUGUUCAACAUCUGUGCGAUCCGGGAGAACUGCAGUCCAAGACAUUCGAAGACGGCGUACCCAAAGAGGGAAUCAAUGUUAACCAAGUGUUGGCCCGAAUCGGAAUGGUUUCGCUCAUAAGAAAGAAAGUACACGAAUAUGAAGACAAAUUCGGUUUGCAGAGCAUUAAGCCGAAGAAGAAGAAGCUUAAGAUUGUCAACGAAAAGUCUACCGAAUUUGCUGAGUUCGAAGACAGUGACAGUCAAAAUGUUAGCAAAAAAGAAACCGAUGGCAAAACAGAAUCAGUUGCGGAAACGACUGCAAACAAUAAUGGCUCGAAACCCGACGAAUCUGUGGAAGGAGUUAAACCGAUUGAUGAAGAAAAAAUGGAAGUAACCAAUGAUGUGACAAAUGGUACCAAAUCGGAGACCGAAACUGUCAAACCAGAUGAAGAGAAUAAGAUAAAUGGCGAAGAAGUCAAAGAUGUUGAUAUGAAAGACGUCGAAGAGACUAAAGAGGUUGUGGAGAGUAAUGAAAAUCAUGAGCCAAAACCUACUGUCGAAAAGAAAGACGAAACCAAAGAAGCUGUUGAUACAAAUGCAAAACCGGUUGAAAUGGUUGAAUCAGAUGAAGAAGAGCCCACAACUGUAGAAGCGUUUGACUUUCACAUCAGAGACGGCGGACUAACCGAAUUGAACACAUUGUGGCACUUCGAGGAACAGGAGCUAAAACCGGGCAAAGAAGCUCUGGUUUGGAAUAAACGUCACGACUAUUGGCUGUUGGCUUCACUCGUCAAACACGGCUACGAACGAUGGAAAGACAUCGACAACGACGAAGAUUUUAAACUGUUGACCGAACCGUUCAAGAAUACACUGAACAUUAAGAAUAAAUUUAUGGAACGACGUCUUCGUCUGCUGGAACAGGCUUUGGUCUUCGAAGAACAGUUCCGACGAACGGGUCAUUUGGCACGAUUAGUGGCCAAUGAAGACACCGAUAACAACAAAGAUGAACAAAUGGAAGACGAUGAGAGUCAAGAUUCUUCGGCCGCCGCUGACGACGUCAAUGACGAGAACAAGCCGUUGAACGCAUCACUCCAUCGGUGUGUCAAUAAUCUGGAAGAUCUGAUGACAGACAUGAAGAGCGACUGCGGCCGCAUUCCGCAGACUGUUCAACGAAUACCGCCGAUUGCACAACGAUUACAGACAUCGCAGCGCGCGUACAACCAAAUGGGUUACCAAAAGAGACAAUUGUCACUAUAAGACAUAACCAAUAGUUGUAGAAAUUCUUCAAUUAUCUCAAAUAAUGGACUUAACUAUUGAUUUAGUAUUUUCUCACUUAUUAUUUAUUUUUUUAUAAUUAAUUGCAAACAAUUUCAAAAUAACCGUUUUUU